Molecule: messenger RNA, 595 nt
Organism: Syngnathus typhle (broad-nosed pipefish)
Lineage: Eukaryota; Metazoa; Chordata; Actinopteri; Syngnathiformes; Syngnathidae
Product: myosin-6-like
Exons: 3
Coding region: 14-517 (167 amino acids)
Biological process (GO): vesicle transport along actin filament; actin filament organization
Cellular component (GO): actin cytoskeleton; vesicle; myosin complex
Molecular function (GO): actin filament binding; ATP binding; microfilament motor activity
Source: RefSeq, a predicted model, not a curated record
UUUUCCAUCUGUGAUGUCCUUAUUCUCUCCAUUUACAGUGAAGCUAUGGGAGAUGCAGAGAUGUCUGUGUACGGGGCAGCAGCGGAUGGAGGCUUCCACUCGCAUCUUCGACAUAAAAAAGGAAUGUUUCGUCCCUGAUGCGGUAGAAGAGUUUGUAAAGGCUUCCGUCACAAGUCGAGACGGGGGCAGUGUCACUGUGCAGACAGAAAAUGGAAAGACGGUGACCGUCAAAAGCGCCGAGAUUCUGCAACAGAAUCCUCCAAAAUUUGACAAGAUAGAAGACAUGGCGAUGUUGACCUUCCUCCACGAGCCCGCUGUGCUGUUUAACCUCAAAGAGCGUUAUGCGGCAUGGAUGAUCUAUACCUACUCCGGAUUGUUCUGUGUGACUGUCAACCCUUACAAGUGGCUGCCAGUCUACGACCGAGAGGUGGUUGUUGCCUACAGGGGAAAGAAGAGGAGCAAAGAAAUUACUUCUUCUUUUUCAGUUUUUUUUUUUUUUUCAUUAACAGAUAGGUAGCAAUAAUUAGGUCCACAUGUAAUGGACAAAAUUACCUUGCCUAACAUGGCAUUGUCUUAUGUGAUAUUUUUUAUGUUA